Messenger RNA from Talaromyces marneffei, 1635 nucleotides. RefSeq lists its product as uncharacterized. Bases 1 to 1635 code for a protein of 544 amino acids. Lineage: Eukaryota; Fungi; Ascomycota; Eurotiomycetes; Eurotiales; Trichocomaceae. The transcript has 2 exons. The record is from RefSeq and is a predicted model, not a curated record.
AUGGCGACAAGAGGGGCGCCGUUAACGUCCUUGUCAUCGACGGAUGAAUCUCGCUAUCGGAAGGAGGUCCUCCGACUCGAAGAUGCCGAAACAGAAGACAUUAUAGAAGAACAACUCGUCGCCGAAGCCUCCGAGCUCGGGUUGAAGAUACCCGAUAUUCAAAUUGCAGCUUCGCUAGCAGCGACCAUCAACGCCGGCAUUUUGGAUUUUACGAUACCUGCAUCAUCAUCAUCGUCAUCAUCCACUGCUGGAUUGACGCCGCCUAACCGUCCGUCGUUUACUCAUCCCCGGUCAUUUGCUGAUCUUGUUAGAUCGAGUGUUGCAUCGGUUGAUCAGUUUGCUAGUUCGUUAUCGGAACCGACUGUAUCCGACCGCGAUCAAUCUGGUAGUAUACCGUCUAUCGACUCAUUUUCGACUCGGCCGACGUCAAUAAGUUCUUGCGAUGUCAGAAUCAUUCAGCCCCAAGCCACGCCCCAUGAACGCCCUUUAUGGACACAGUCACCGCAACAAAUCUAUUCGCCGGGUUCUUCUGCUUCCACAAGCACAAGCGCCAGUGCACUAAGAUUGUCGGAGCGGAAACGGUUGAGUUUUAUUAAUGCAAUUGGUCGGCCGUUUCGGAAACGGCGUACCCCGUCCGCCGUCAAUCUGCCGCCAAACGCGCAUAUAAGCUUGAAGAGAAAUGAGGGUGGGGGAGCAAAUACAGUUAUCGUGGAGACAAAGCCUGUAAGAACGGUCGAAACUGAGCACUCCGAAGAUGCGCAAGCCCAGGGGGCUUUACAAGUCGAAGUGCCGGUGUUUGACGAAGCUGCUAUAAACCGGACUAUGGAAGAUGCAAAAUUGAGGGAGCUACUUGAGCGACAUAAAGCCCAGAGGUCACGAUUUGUGCAACUGCAGAAUGAGUUGUUGGACUCGUUGAAAGCAGCGCAUUUGGCUGCCGUUGCAGAGAGAAGGUUGAGUAAUAGUACGGCCAAAAAGGUGAAGAAGGAAUGGAACACCGAUUUCCUUGCACGAAUGGAAGAACGCCAACUCUCGGUAGAAAUUGAUCAAAUCAAAGAAUUCGAAAAAUCGAAACGAAAUUCACAAACCCGAAUCAAGUACAUGGAAGGAUACGUCAGCACCUCCAGUCCUCCACCGUCGCCUGAACUUUCUGGUUCUGAAUGUGAACCUAAGUCCCCCCAACAACUACAGCAGCAACUUAGAACGGUGACUCAGCGCCAGCAAGAACAACUAGCUCAAGAAUACCUAGAUUGGAAUUCCAUGGACCGAUUGCACGAAGCGCGCAUCAAAGUCCUCCGGGAGCUGCAAGAGCAACAACUACAAGAAACAACAGCUCGACUCGAGAAAGAACUGGAUACCCUAAUUGGCAAAAAUGCAGAAGCCAUCAUCGAGCUUGAGCGUGAUCAUCAACGCGCCGAGCAAGAACUGUUGCAAGUUUUCGACGCCAAGAAGAAUCGACUCAGACGACGAUGGAACAUCGAAGAGGCGAUACUGCGUAAGAGGCUUGAGAAUCAGAGCGGACUACCGUAUGGACCAUUACCGAUUGUUUCUUUCAGUGUUCCUGAUGAUGAUGAUGGCGAUGGUCAAUAUCAUAAUAGUAAUGACCGCGAAUUUUGGAGUAUGAGAUACCCAUUUUGA